CAGUGGGAUUAGUCUGUUCUUUGUCAGUUAGGUAGUGCCUAGGUGUUCCAACAUGCCGUCUCCCGAACUUGCAGAUACUUCCGUCUUGCCCGCCUGGUUCAAUACCAGUUAUAUUCAGAAUGCAUUACGAAGCUACUUAGGGGAUGACACCAUCAAAAUCCUCACCUACAAAGCUUCCCCCGCAUCAGCAAAAGGUGACAACUACGUAUGCAUCCUGUCGCGAAUCUUCGUGGAAUAUACCAGCAAAUCGCACCAGGAUACUCAGUCGGGAAAUUACAUAUUGAAAGCUACUCUGAAUGGUGAAAACAGUGAUGAAAUUAAAGCGGCCUUCGACAGCUAUGGCACCUACGAUCACGAAAUCGAAAUGUAUGAUAAAGUGUCUCCUAAGAUCCGAGAUGUGUUGAAAAAAGUUGGAUAUUUGGAGGAUUUAGUACCAAAGGCCGUGAAAGUUGAUCCUGAACAUCAAAGUAUACUUUUAGAGGAUCUCAAUGCGAUGGGUUACAAAAUGGCCAAUGUGCGCGCAGGACUAGAUGAGCCUCAUGCAAAAAUGGUUCUAAAGAAACUAGCCAAAAUGCACGCUGCUUCCGCUUUCGCGAAUUCAGAGAAACCGGGAACUUUCAAACGUUGUGAUAAAGGGAUCUUUAACAAACAUUCCAGUGCAUUCGAUAAGUUUUUCAAUUUGAAUUUGGAAGCGUGUGCACGGAUCGUAAGCAGCUGGGAAGGUUAUGAGACUUAUGGUGAAAAACUGUUCAAGUUACUUCCACAUUUUACAAAGUACGGAGUGCGAGUCAUGGAGCCAAAAGACCAUCAUUUCAACGUUCUAACCCAUGGUGACCUUUGGAGUAACAACACAAUGUUCAAAUAUAACGAGAGUAACCAAGUAGUCGACGUUAUCCUGUUUGAUCUACAAUUUUGUACCUGGACAUCUCCAACAAUCGAUCUCCAUUAUUUCUUCCACACAUCACUUACGGAUGACCUGCGUAUUAACAAUACAGAGGAAUUGGUGCACUAUUACUAUCAGAAUCUGAGGGAUACCCUCCAGGACCUCAAGUUUACUGGAAAAAUACCUACUCUUCAAGAAUUCUGGGUGGAAUAUAUUGAAACAGCUUUUUAUGCUGUUUAUUCAACGGUGAGUGCACAGCCUACAAUGAUCAACGAGGAUACAGAAGAUGCUUCCCUUAACUGUCUUUUGAAGGACGAUGAGAGAUCCAAACGACUGAGGAAUGCAAUGGUCAAUAAUGUAAGGAUUCGCAAAAAUCUAAAACACUUCCUGCCUGUGUUUGAUAGGCGUGGUUUACUAGAUAUACAGCCUUAGGUUAUUGUAAUUUGGUAAAUUUUCGAAGUGAAGUGUAUGUUUCUAUGUCUCCUUGGAUCCUCAAAGGACCCAAGUUGUGUAAAAACAAAAAAAUAUGAGUUUUAACUGUGAACAAUUAAAGUCGUAUAAGUAAUUAACCAUUAAACAGAAAAGUUUGCUAC
This is a messenger RNA of Hermetia illucens (black soldier fly), 1476 nucleotides long. RefSeq lists its product as uncharacterized. The transcript has 2 exons. The record is from RefSeq and is a predicted model, not a curated record. Bases 53 to 1315 code for a protein of 420 amino acids. NCBI's taxonomy places the organism in Eukaryota, Metazoa, Arthropoda, Insecta, Diptera, Stratiomyidae.